Molecule: messenger RNA, 1028 nt
Organism: Periophthalmus magnuspinnatus
Lineage: Eukaryota; Metazoa; Chordata; Actinopteri; Gobiiformes; Gobiidae
Product: sorting nexin-10A-like
Exons: 7
Coding region: 357-1028 (223 amino acids)
Biological process (GO): intracellular protein transport
Molecular function (GO): phosphatidylinositol binding
Source: RefSeq, a predicted model, not a curated record
GAAAAAUUAAGUAAUGACACUGAUGAGGCGCAGGUGCGCACAGGCCGACGUGUGAUGAAAUGCUCUAAUGAAACUGCCAUAGUGUUAUUAAAUGUAUUUUAUAUCCAUGCACUAAUACUGAAUGUGUAGUUUUAUGUAUGCGCACUUUUAUGCACAAGACACUGACCAGGGGAGACUGGCCCCGGAGCAGAGAAGGCGUGACCAUGCGUCAGAGCACCAAGCUGCCGCUGUGUGUUUAUCCUCCUCAAGAGUCUCUCAGUCCAGAGUAAACCCGGGUCAGACAGGACUGAAGCCGAGACAGAGCAUCAGCGAACUGCGGAGUCCAGCGCUGCAGCCUGCACGGUUGUGUCCUCAUUAUGGAGCAAAUGCUGAAGAAUCUAUCCAGAACAGAGUUCAUCAGCAUCACUGUCAGAGACCCCCGUGUGUACAAACAAGACAUCUGGCACAUGUACCUCGACUACGAGAUCUGCUUAGAGACAAACAGCAUGUGCUUCAGGAAGAAGUGGUCGAGUGUGAGGAGACGCUACAGUGAGUUUGUGUGGCUGCGACAGAGCCUGCAGCAGAACGCUCUUAUCAUAGAGCUGCCUAAGCUGCCCCCCUGGCUGCCCUUCUUCCACCUGCGCAGCCCAGAGCAGGUGGCCCUCAGGAUGAAGGGGCUGCAAAUGUUUUUAGAGCUGGUGGUGCAGAGCCCAUUGCUCCUAUCAGACAGUCGUUUGCACCUGUUCUUGCAGUCUAAGUUGAGUGUUGGGAGGAUGGAGCGCUGUGCCCAGGGCCGGACACGCUACACUGUGGCAGAGCUCAGCCACGUGUUGGAGUUCAUCCUGGUGAAAGAGGAGAUCAUGUCCCUGCACCUUCAGGUCGGGGACAAGUCUCUCACUGUUGUGUUGGUUUAUGGGCCAAACAGAAGUGUAGAGUACCCAGCCUCCUUGGAGUCUAUGGGAGGGGUACUAGACAGUGCACCGGCCGGGGACUUCGUUGUUUUAUUAGGGGACUUCAACACCCACGUGGGCAACGACAGUGACACCUAG